Molecule: messenger RNA, 1976 nt
Organism: Camponotus floridanus (Florida carpenter ant)
Lineage: Eukaryota; Metazoa; Arthropoda; Insecta; Hymenoptera; Formicidae
Gene: alphaSnap
Product: alpha-soluble NSF attachment protein
Exons: 5
Coding region: 177-1055 (292 amino acids)
Biological process (GO): intracellular protein transport; SNARE complex disassembly
Cellular component (GO): vacuolar membrane; SNARE complex
Molecular function (GO): syntaxin binding; soluble NSF attachment protein activity
Source: RefSeq, a predicted model, not a curated record
UCGUUGGCAGAUUGGCGACCCUGACGGUGAUGAUGCUCGAUGCACUGACGAUUCGUCGUAUUUUCGGUUUUAGUGACGUCUCGCGAUAAAGAGAGAUUCGGAGUUGAGAUUUAGCAAGUGCACAGUUGAUGAGCCGAGACUUCUGAAAAAACCCACGAGAAUUCGGCGACGUCGUCAUGGCCGAUAGUGAGCAGAAGGCAUUGCAAUUGGUGGCAGAGGCCGAGAAAAAGCUGUCAUCGUCGAAAGGCUUCUUUGGCGCACUGUUCGGAAGCUCAUCAAAAGUUGAAGAGGCAGUAGAAUGUUACCAACGAGCAGCGAAUAUGUUCAAGAUGGCAAAAAAAUGGAAUUCGGCGGGAAAGGCAUUUUACAGUGCGGGAGAUUUACAUGCAAAAGCAGGUGGCCGUCAUGAUGCAGCUAAUAAUUAUGUAGAUGCUGCCAAUUGUUUCAAAAAAUCGGAUACAAAUGAAGCGAUCAGUUGUUUGUUAAAAGCCAUUGAAAUUUAUACCGACAUGGGCCGUUUCACAAUGGCAGCAAAGCAUCAUCAAAGUAUAGCUGAAAUUUACGAAAGUGAUGCAGUCGAUUUGGAACGUGCAGUACAUCAUUACGAGCAAGCUGCAGAUUAUUUCCGUGGUGAAGAAAGUAAUUCCUCAGCAAAUAAGUGUCUUCUUAAAGUUGCACAAUACGCCGCUCAACUUGAAAAUUAUGAUAAAGCUAUUCAGAUCUAUGAGCAGGUUGCAUCUGCAUCAUUAGAAAGUUCUUUACUCAAAUAUAGUGCUAAGGAAUAUUUCUUCCGUGCUGCAUUGUGUCAUUUGUGCGUCGACUCAUUAAAUGCCCAACAUGCAAUUGAGCGUUAUCAAGAACAGUACCCAGCUUUCCAAGAUUCUAGAGAAUAUAAAUUAAUAAAGACAUUGAUAGAACAUUUGGAAGAUCAAAAUCUUGAAGGUUAUACAGAAGCUGUUAAGGAAUAUGAUUCAAUUUCAAGAUUGGAUCAGUGGUAUACAACAGUAUUAUUACGUAUAAAAAAGCAAAUUCACGAUAAUCCGGAUCUACGCUGAUCAGUUGUUUCUUAUAUUUGUUAUUUUCUGGCAACAAUAUUACUUCAACAUAGAUUUGUUUUUGAGUCGCGUCCUGCUUUCAAUGAAAACUAUAGUAUCAUUUUUAUAUAAUGGCUCACACAUUAUAUCAUCUUUUUGGGCUAUAAUCAUUCUCGACAAUUUUCAUUAUUUAUGUAAACAUUUUUUUAAAUCUUUAUGUCCAUCCACGAAAUUGUGGAAUAUUAUAGUCUACAAGAAUAUAGGGGAUAAUUAUUUUGAACAUCCCAAUAUCUUUAUACAUAUGUGUGUAUACAUACUGGUCAAAAAUAUUACAUCCAUCAUAAAAACACAUUACCAUUAUAUAAAUAUUGCCAAAUUAGAUUUUAUUACUGUUAUUUUAUGCUUCUUUUAAUUGUGACAAAAAAUUAAAACAUAUAACAAAUAUAAAAUUUUUUAUUUUUAUAAAUAGCCUUCCUUUGCUUUCAAUAUUACCACACAUUCUUGAUAAGUUAUUUUAACGUUGUGAUAUUUGAUUCCAGCGUAUUUGUAAAUGCUAUAAUUUUUUAUUAAUAGAUCUGAUUUAUCGGAUUCUCUUCCAAGUUCAUGCUACAAUAUGUGUUUAUUAAUUAAAAUAACAACUUCUCUGUUUUUAUAAGUGAUACAAUAUUUUUGAUCAGUAUUGUAUGUGUGUGUAUGUAUGUUUCAAUCUUUUGUUUUCAAUAUACAGGGUGUUUACGACAAUUAAUCGGAUCUCUGAUCGGACUGAGCAGUAGUACUCAGCGAUAGACUUCCUAAAUUUCCCUAGACUAAUCCGGAUCAAUGAUGUGUCUCUGAAGUAAUCGAACUAGAUUAACAGUCAUCGAAAGAAAUUGCGGUCGAGCUGAUCGAAAAAAUUGUGAAAAACAUCAUAAGAAAUUAUAGAAGAUACUUUAUUAUUCUUUU